Thermothelomyces thermophilus ATCC 42464 is the source of this 1810-nucleotide messenger RNA. RefSeq lists its product as uncharacterized. Bases 222 to 1625 code for a protein of 467 amino acids. The record is from RefSeq and is a predicted model, not a curated record. Lineage: Eukaryota; Fungi; Ascomycota; Sordariomycetes; Sordariales; Chaetomiaceae. Gene Ontology annotation, biological process: protein urmylation; tRNA wobble position uridine thiolation. Gene Ontology annotation, cellular component: cytoplasm; cytosol. The transcript has 2 exons. Gene Ontology annotation, molecular function: URM1 activating enzyme activity; thiosulfate-cyanide sulfurtransferase activity; adenylyltransferase activity.
CGGCGGCACGCCAAAUCCCCCGGAGCCAGCGGUGCAACGACGAAAGAGACCGAAUGGCCAAGCGCUCUCCACAUUUCCGGCUCAGGUUCUGCAGCGUCCAACAGCAGUGCACCAUAGGGAGGUGACGGGUUGUGGCUAGCGUUCAAAGGCGCCACAGUCCACAGAGCACAAGUCGGCUUCGUGACUUUCCUUGGCUCCCGUGUGCGAAAUCCAUUGAGGCCAUGGAAGAAAACGGUGGGAUUAGGCAGUCAGUCAACGGCGCAGCCGGUGCGUCAAACUCGGUGGCAAACGGAUCCGGCCGCAGGCUCACAGAUGAUGAGUUCGAAAGGUACUCUCGCCAGAUGAUUGUUCCUGGCAUGGGGAAGGAGGGGCAACUCCGAUUAAUUAAUUCCCGAGUACUGAUCAUCGGAGCCGGCGGCCUGGGCUGCCCCGCCGCUCAGUAUAUUGCCGGCGCGGGGGUCGGGACCAUUGGAAUCAUAGACGGCGAUGUCGUCGAGGCUUCCAAUCUUCACCGUCAGGUCGGCCAUUCGACCUCUAGGAUCGGCAUGAAGAAGGUUGACAGCUUAAUCGCGCACCUCAAAGCGCUCAACCCCUUGCCUACUUAUGUCCCCUAUCCCUUUCGACUCACCCCUCAAAAUGCCGCAGACAUUAUAUCGAAGUACGACCUCAUCUUGGACUGUACCGACAAUCCGGUAACCAGGUACCUGAUCUCAGACGUUUGCGUCCUCGUCUGCAAGCCCCUCGUCACGGCCGCAGCAAUCCAAAAGUCGGGCCAGCUCACCGUGCUAAACUGUCCGCCAACACCCCAAGGCUUGGUCGACGGCAAGUAUGCUCCUUGUUACCGAUGCUGCUUUCGAAAACCGCCACCACCGAGCUCUAUGGUCUCAUGCGGCGAGGCGGGAAUCAUGGGCCCUGUGGUUGGCAUGAUGGGGGUGGCACAGGCCGGCGAAGCCAUCAAGAUCCUCGCGUCCGCGCUGCACAUUCCGGCCGAGGCCGGGGGAGGAGACAGCAGCAAUACUGAGAGGAACCUCCAACAGCCGACGCUCCUCAUCUACACCUACGACCUCGAGAGCGCAGUGGGCCCGUACACCUUCCGCGCCCUCAAGAUGGGCGGCCGCAAGAGGAACUGCUUUGCCUGCGGCGAGAACUCGACCCUGACGCUGGAGGGCAUCAAGGCCGGGACCCCGGACUACGUACAGUUCUGCAGCGCUCCCGCGCCGGCCGUGAGCCUCCCGCCGGAAGAACGCAUCACGGCCGCGGCGUACCAUGCCGCAAGGGAGAAGGGCGAACUGCCCGAGCACAUACUCAUCGACACGCGCGAGAAGGAGCACUUUUCAUUUGGCAGCAUCGAAGGCGCAAUCAACGUGCCGUUCGGGAAAUUCCUCAUGAAGGCGGCGGCGAUCAAGCGAGACGGCGGGCCGGCUAGUGAGAUUCUGCCUGCUGACGCAGCAACCAGUGACAAGCCCAUCUUCGUGGUGUGCCGGACGGGGGCGGAUUCACAGGAGACGGUAGAGAAGCUCAAGGAGCUUGGGCUGGAUCGAGGGGGUAAGAGGAGGAUCGUUGACAUUGUUGGGGGUAUGAAGGCUUGGAAGCAGGAGGUCGAUCCUACGUUUCCGUAUAUAUGACAGGGGUGUUAUUAGACAGAGAGAAUGCCUACCAAGAGGUCAUAUCAGUGCAGUGUUGUAUCAAGGGGAGACUUUUUUUUUUCUCGCUACUUGUUGGAGAUGUCCUGCUGAUUAUGUUACAACCGCGAACCCCCUAAACUCCGGGCAACCAAUAACACAAGUUUGGUAAACUGGGGGAGAACACC